Messenger RNA from Odocoileus virginianus texanus, 1869 nucleotides. The record is from RefSeq and is a predicted model, not a curated record. Lineage: Eukaryota; Metazoa; Chordata; Mammalia; Artiodactyla; Cervidae.
UGCAGCCCAGGGCCAACCUCAGGAGCCGGCACAGCCCCAGAAUAGUCGACGAUGCCCCUUGGGCUAAGGCUCUGAGGUUACAGCGGCCCUGCUCUUCUCUGAAGAUCUCAAAAUGCUCACCACCUGUGCUCUUCUGAUCUGCCCUGGGAAGGAGAAGGUGGAUGUGGUGGACCUGGUUUCUGCAGACCUGGAGGAGGUCGCCCAGAAAUGUGGCCUGUCUUACAAGGCCCUGGUCGCCCUGAGACGGGUGCUGUUGGCUCAGUUCUCAGCUUUCCCCUUCAAUGGCGCUGAUCUCUACGAGGAACUGAAGACCUCCACGGCCAUCCUGUCCACCGGCGUUGGAAGCCUGGACAAACUGCUAGAUGCUGGUCUCUACACUGGAGAAGUGACUGAAAUUGCAGGCGCCCCGGGUAGCGGCAAAACCCAGGUAUGUCUUUGUGUGGCAGCAAACGUGGCCCAUGGCCUGCAGCAGAACGUCCUCUACAUUGAUUCCAAUGGAGGGCUCACAGCCUCCCGCAUCCUCCAGUUGCUUCAGGCCAGAACCCCGGACGAGGAGGAGCAGGCAGGAGCUCUCCAGAGGAUCCAGGUGGUGCGUGCGUUUGACAUCUUCCAGAUGCUGGACGUGCUGCAGGACCUGCGAGGCGCUGUGUCCCAGCAGGUCCGCAGUUCUUCCGGGACUCUGAAGGUGGUGGUUGUGGACUCCGUCGCUGCGGUGGUCGCCCCACUUCUGGGAGGUCAGCAGAGGGAAGGCUUGGCCUUGAUGAUGCAGCUGGCCCGAGAGCUGAAAACCCUGGCCCGGGACCUCAGUGUGGCAGUGCUGGUGACCAAUCACACGACCCGAGACAGGGACAGCGGGCAGCUCAAACCUGCCCUGGGACGCUCCUGGAGCUUCGUGCCCAGCACCCGGCUUCUCCUGGACAGUGCCCAAGGCUCAGGAGCUCUGGGCAGCCGACGCGUGGCGUGUCUGACCAAAUCCCCCCGUCUGCCAACAGGUUGCCAGGAGACGGUGGACUUAGGGAGCUGGGGGAUCCCAGCGUUCCAGGGAGAUCACAAAGGACAUUGGGAGCAGAGCCCAGUGUUCCCGGGAGAUCACACAUGAUGGUGCUGUGGAUGGGGAAAGGGACAGGCCGCAAGGCCCCCAGCUCACCUGCACGGUAAUGCCCGCUGCUCGCUGCCGGCAGCCCCUGAGGCGCUAGCAACACUGUCUCAUCUGGAAGCCACCUCAGCCCUUAGCUCCUCUCUCCAGAAACACAGCGCUACUGGCAAGAGAGGAUGCUGUUGUGGAAGGACCCAGAAAUUAAAGCUGGUACCAGGUUUUCAUCCCUUGUAUCUACCAUGUGUGUUUCCAGCGGGAGCCGGGUUCAUGGACUUGGGCAUCUCUCAAGAGGCACCCUGGUGCCCGGAUGGAUUAACGCUGCACAUCACCGUCCUACCCUCCAUCCUGACAUAGUGACUGAGCUUGAGUCCUCUGGCUUGCCUUUGUUUCCCUUCUUCUUUUUUUUUUUUCCCUUUGCCUCUGUUUUUCCAUCUGUAAGAUGGGGCUCCUUUCCCCUUAACUCUGACUUUGACUUACCGGGUGGAGUAACCUUGUAAAUGCAACCCAUGUGUGUGUAUGCUCAGCCGUGUCUGACUCUUUGUGACCCCAUGAACUGUAGCCCACCAGGCUCCUCUGUCCGUGGAAUUUUCCAGGCAAGAAUACUGGAGCGGGUUGUCAUUUCCUCCUCCAGGGGAUCUUCCCAACCCAGAAAUCGAACCCGUGUCUCUUGGCAUCUCUUCGUUGGCGGGCAGAUUCUUUACCACUAGUGCCAAAACUCUUCCUUAUCUAGAUCCUGCUCUUUAAAACAUAUUAAUACAAAAGAAAUUCACUGA